UUAGUUUAUAAUAAGUGUUGCCCUUAGACAGUUGUGAAAUGAAAUUAAAUCCACUUUUAAUUUGUGCCACAUUUUUUUUAUUUUUAACUCAAACAAAUGGAGCAAAAAUAUUAUCAAUAUUUGGCUAUCCAGGACCAUCACAAUAUAUAAUGGCUUCGGCUUUAUUAAAAGGUUUAGCCGAACGUGGCCAUAAGGUUACGUCCAUAUCAACUUUUCCCCAAAAAACGCCAGUGAAAAAUUUUAGAGAUAUAACAGUAAUGGAAAAUUCUAAACUCUAUGAGGCUACAAUGACUGAAGCGGUUGGUGAGGAGAAAAAGAAAAGUUUUUUCGAUGAGUUAUUUGAAUUCACUGAUGUUGGCGUCCAAAUGGUAACAAAUGUGCUGGAGCAUCCAAAAGUUAAGGAUAUUAUGAAAAAUGAAAAAUUCGAUUUAAUAAUUGUAGAAGCUUUAUUAUGUGAUGCUCUAUAUGGUUUGGGACAACAUUUCAAUGCUCCUCUAGUGGCUGUAUCCACUUUUGGUACCAUCAAUUUUGUUGAUGUUUUAGUAAAUAAUAUAUCGCCCAUGUCGUAUAUACCUCACAUAUCGUUGCCUUAUGAUAAUCGCAUGAAUCUUCAAGAAAGACUGGUCAAUGUUGUCUCUAGUGUUUUAGAUGACUUUUGCUAUAAUUUCCUUAUGUUGCCGCCACAGAAAAAACUUUUCCAUAAAUAUUUUCCUUCCUCUCAAAUGACAUUUGAUGAAGUGCGAAAAAAUGUCUCUUUAGUUUUGUUAAAUCAACACUUUACCUUAAGUUAUCCCAGACCAUAUGUAACCAAUAUGAUUGAGGUUGGUGGCUUACAUAUAAAACAAAAACCUGAUCCUUUGCCUCAAGAUUUACAAGAAUUUCUCGAUAAUGCCACUGAAGGGGCCAUCUAUUUCUCAAUGGGUUCUAAUUUGAAAAGUAAAGAUAUACCAGCUGAAACUUUAAAAGUAUUUUUGGACACAUUUAGAGAAUUAAAAGUAAAAGUUUUAUGGAAAUUUGAAGCUGAAACAUUACCCAAUAAACCGGAUAAUGUUUUUAUCAAAGCCUGGUAUCCACAACCCUCCGUUUUGGCUCAUCCUAAUGUUAAGCUGUUUAUAUCGCAUGGCGGUUUCUUGAGUACCACCGAAACUAUAUUCCAUGGUAAACCCAUAUUGGGUAUACCGGUUUUUGGUGAUCAGCCUAUGAAUGUUAAAAAUGCUGUAAAAUCCGGUUAUGCUUUGUCUUUGCAACUAAAAGAAAUUACUAAGGAUUCUUUCAAAUCUACUAUUAUGGAACUUUUAUCAAAUGAUCGUUACACUAAACGGGUUCAACAAUUAUCGAAACGUUAUAGAGAUCAACCGCAAACUCCCUUGGAAAAGGCUAUUUAUUGGAUUGAGUAUGUUUUAAGACAUGACGGUGCUGUUCAUAUGCGUAAUCCUGGUGUUGAUUUAAACUAUUUCCAGCAAUAUAAUCUUGAUAUUUUCGCUAUAUUAGCUGUAGGUUUAAUUGCGGUUAUUACAGUGUUAAUAUUAGUUAUCCGUUUAGUGGCAAAAUUGUUAAGUGGCACAAAAAAAUCGAAGAAAAAUAAAGUUAAGCGUAAUUAAUGAAAAAGAAAAAGAUAGAUAUUAAUAAUUGAAUACAAUUGCAUUUUGUAAACUUGUAAAUUGCUAUACAAUUUAUGUUAUUUGAUACUACAACUAAAUAAAUAUUUUAUUUAUAAAAUA
Lucilia cuprina (Australian sheep blowfly) is the source of this 1721-nucleotide messenger RNA. Its product is annotated as UDP-glucosyltransferase 2-like. The record is from RefSeq and is a predicted model, not a curated record. Lineage: Eukaryota; Metazoa; Arthropoda; Insecta; Diptera; Calliphoridae. The transcript is spliced from 2 exons. Gene Ontology annotation, molecular function: UDP-glycosyltransferase activity. Bases 39 to 1601 code for a protein of 520 amino acids.